GUCACUGCCUGUCUUAUAAAGAGCUCACAGCAUUACUCUAUUGAGAUGCUCUCUACUUUUCAUUGAGGAAACUCAACCUUUUCAGAGUCAUGUGUCGAAUAAUGGCUUCUCACAAGAUCCUGAGCACCCAGGGGAACGGCCCUACUCGUCGAGCUCUGUUUGGCCCAGUUGACCACGAGCAGCUGCAGAGAGAGUACCAGGCUGCCCUUCGGAAAGAUUUGGAAGAGGCCUCGCACCGCUGGGGCUUCGAUUUCCUGUCAGACAAGCCUCUGGACAGCAGUGACUUCCAGUGGGAGGGAAUACCAGGAACCAAGGUGCCGCUGCUGUACAGAUCUUGCAUGUAUGGUCUGGGACAGGCUGGAGGUCGGAGGGUGGCAGCAGUUGCGCUCAAAGGUGGAAAGAUGGGGUCGUCGGAGAACGAUAAAGAGAACAUCCCCCGGACGCCAGAGAGAUGUGCUAAACUCAACCUUGAAAAAGUGGAGAAAAUGCCAAAGAGAGGAGGGAACAGAGGGCUGAAGAGGAAGCAGACAAACCUUACAGAUUUCUAUCAGGCUAAAAAAAGAGUUGUUGGGAUGCAGCGGAAAUCUGGCGAGUGAUUCUAAUCGCAAAGGUGCCAAAACAUCAAAAAGAACCACACAGACACUCAGGAAAACAACACUGUGCAAACUCACAGACUCUGCAGUUACUCAUCAGGGGGUCCUGUGCCAAGUGAUUCAUCCGACAACAGAAGGGACCUCAGCUACAUAUCUUCACUACGGUUAAUUAGGGUACUGUAUCAAUCCUGGGAUUGGG
This is a messenger RNA of Labrus bergylta (ballan wrasse), 792 nucleotides long. RefSeq names its product cyclin dependent kinase inhibitor 1A (gene cdkn1a). The record is from RefSeq and is a predicted model, not a curated record. Gene Ontology annotation, cellular component: nucleus; cyclin-dependent protein kinase holoenzyme complex. Gene Ontology annotation, molecular function: cyclin-dependent protein serine/threonine kinase inhibitor activity. NCBI's taxonomy places the organism in Eukaryota, Metazoa, Chordata, Actinopteri, Labriformes, Labridae. Gene Ontology annotation, biological process: DNA damage response; signal transduction by p53 class mediator; regulation of G1/S transition of mitotic cell cycle.